Messenger RNA from Iphiclides podalirius (scarce swallowtail), 369 nucleotides. The record is from the annotation of a GenBank genome assembly. NCBI's taxonomy places the organism in Eukaryota, Metazoa, Arthropoda, Insecta, Lepidoptera, Papilionidae.
AUGGUACGGAGAACAUGGUGCGGACACGCAGCGGCUUCUGCCGUGCCACGGAUGGGCACGCCCGUCCGGGGAAGCACCGCGGCCUCACAUAAGGCGAGCGCGAACUGGAUCGAUGACGGUGUCGACACUCGACUCGGCUCCGGAGCCGAUAAUUAUGAGAGUAGUCUGGAAAUAGCGCGAAGCCGCGCCGACACGUCGGAUGCCGCCGACGGGAUCGCCGCGGAGUGCGGAUCACAAAUCACAUCGAGAGGUACCGACAGACCUCCCGGCUACGAAGGCCUCCUUAGAAUUCCGGCGCCGAUUCGGGAGCAACGCCUCGGCUCGGCCUGGAUGCUACCAAAUGUCCCCCAAAUGCGCAAUUAUCAGCUG